Messenger RNA from Rhipicephalus sanguineus (brown dog tick), 2549 nucleotides. Its product is annotated as 4-hydroxybutyrate coenzyme A transferase. Gene Ontology annotation, molecular function: acetate CoA-transferase activity. The transcript has 7 exons. The record is from RefSeq and is a predicted model, not a curated record. NCBI's taxonomy places the organism in Eukaryota, Metazoa, Arthropoda, Arachnida, Ixodida, Ixodidae. Gene Ontology annotation, biological process: acetate metabolic process. Bases 183 to 1607 code for a protein of 474 amino acids. Gene Ontology annotation, cellular component: mitochondrion.
UCCGCCCGCGCAGGUGUUGCUUUCUGUUUCUCGCAUACCACCGCCGAGCACGGAUUGCCGGACUUUGCGAUAACGGCGGAGAAGAUCGCGAGCACGACUGGGCCGCUUUGUAUAUAAAUCCGUGCCGCUCCGCGUCUGACAGGUCUCGGCGUUCAACGCUUUCUCGCAUCACACCGCCAGCCAUGUCGUUCAAGUCCAAGGCGGCCUCGCUAUGCCAGCGGUUCGUCCGUCCGGGCCUGACGCUGAAAAACGCUCACCGGAGAGGCUUCUACUCGUACUGCAACGAACCUUUUCAGCCACUGAAGCGCGAUCCGAAGUGGGUGAAGGCCGAGGAAGCAGUCUCCGCGAUCAAGUCUGGCGAUACGGUGUUCAUCCAUGGAGCGGCGGCCACUCCCCGAGGCCUCAUACCCGCCAUGGUGGAACACGGAAAGAAGUCCGGUCUCAAGAACGUCACCGUCUGCCACAUUCACACUGAGGGUGCUGCGGAAUACAACCAGCCAGACUGCCAGGGCAUCUUCCGGAGCAUGUCGUUCUUCGUCGGGGCCAACUGCCGGGAGGCCAUCAAUGCUGGCCGGGCUGACUUCGUGCCCAUCUUUCUUAGCGAAAUUCCCCAAGUGUUCCACCGUGGCGUGCUUCCAGUCGAUGUCGCCAUGGUGCAAGUGACGCCGCCAGACAUCCACGGCUACUGCAGCUUGGGCACCAGUGUCGACUGUGCACGGGCAGCGCUCACCCAUGCCAAGUACAUAAUUGGGCAGGUGAACGAGCACAUGCCGCGCACCUGGGGUGACGGAAACAUCCACAUCUCGCAUUUCGACGCCCUCGUGAAGCACGACGCCAAGCUGCCCGAACACAAGCCAGCCAAUUUGACCGAUGUGGAGAAGCAGAUCGGCAAGAACAUUGCCGACAACCUGGUCGAAAACGGCGCUACGCUGCAGCUCGGUAUCGGGUCAAUUCCGGACGCUGUGUUGAGCUGCCUAAAGGGCCACAAGGACUUGGGAAUCCACUCGGAGAUGUUCAGUGACGGUGUGGUCGACCUGGUGGAAGAGGGCUGCAUCACCAACAACAAGAAGGUCAUUGAGAAGGGCAAGAUCGUGGGCAGCUUCUGCAUUGGAACCCAGAAGCUGUUCGACUUCAUGAACUGCAAUGCUGGGCUUGUGAUGCUGGACGUUUCCUACGUCAACAACCCUCAAAUCAUCUGCCAGAACCCCAAGGUCACUGCCAUCAACUCCUGCAUCGAAGUUGACAUCACUGGCCAGGUCGUGUCGGAUUCUAUUGGCACAAGAAUUUACUCAGGUUUCGGUGGGCAGCUGGACUUCCUGCGAGGAGCGGCCAUCUGCCAAGAUGGAAAGGGCAAGCCCAUUCUGGCCAUGCCUUCCGUGUCCGCCAAGGGAGUCAGCAAGAUCUGCACCUACAUCAAGCAGGGUGCGGGUGUCGUCACAACUCGCGGACACGUUCACUACAUCGUUACGGAACAUGGGAUUGCCUCGCUCUUCGGAAAGAGCAUCCGCCAGCGGGCUCAUGCCCUCAUCAACAUAGCGCACCCCGACCACAGGGAAACGCUGGAGAAGGAAGCCUUUGAAAGGCUCAAGUGCAUGCCAUCUCCGUAGAGCUUUUGUUCACCCUGUUUGGUAGAGGCACCCGUACUUCAUUUUUUUACAGCAUCGUUCCGUGUUUUGAGAUUUUUCGGUUCGCAUUCGGCCGCAGGCAGCAUUCGUAGGAUAUGUCUAAGAAGGGGGAAUCUGUGUAUAGGUUUUCUUCUUUUUUUAGUGCAUAGCAUGUUUAACUUGACAACAUUCUCUGCACGGUUAGAAAAAGCCCAUUCAGUGGGGGCUGUGGCUCACGAAUAGUUUUUUUUAACGCGUUUAUCAUUACAGGCAUUGCACUGCACCAAAUGAGCAUUGUUAAGGGCAGUUGGCUUCGUCAAACGAUCAGGCUGCUUGCAACACUGCCAUUUCCAGUCAAGAGAGAGAAAGCUGGAUGGAGCUGUUUCACAGUUUGGCUAGAAGAUCCCGACGACAAUGUGCUCUCAUAGGCCACCGAACCACUCGACGGAACUAUCCGUUUGAGACGGCCGCAGAAAUGUAUUGUUCUUUUGCGCGUUUGUCAUUGCUAGCGAGUCAUACGAGUUUGCCGUAUUGUUAGCGACACUGCAUUUCACCAGUCUUCCAAGCUGCAUGAACCGUCUCCAUCAAGCUAAUUGACCAGAGGCUCGUGAUACUUGAUGAAGUAUCGAAGCGCAGCAUGCUCUUUCCUCUCCUCCCCCAGACUUGCUUAUGUAUAGUUCAUGCCUCCUUUCUCAAGUCCUACAGUCAUCACACGCCUGGUGCAGCUCUAGCACCACAAGCAACGUAAACAUUGUGUCGCAUUAGGUGCAAGACCGCACCGUUUCAAUCUCGGAAGAAAGCGCUUCAAGCGCAACGCUUUCUCCUUUUAUUCGGAGGACAAGUUUUUUGCUUCCUUCUCAGACCUGUGUAUACGACGAGUCGGGAAAAAGUGAAAAAGUAUAUUCUGUUAAUGAAUGAAAUAAAACGGCAAUAUUUUCCACCAGA